Capsella rubella is the source of this 1296-nucleotide messenger RNA. RefSeq names its product F-box/FBD/LRR-repeat protein At3g51530. Lineage: Eukaryota; Viridiplantae; Streptophyta; Magnoliopsida; Brassicales; Brassicaceae. Bases 1 to 1296 code for a protein of 431 amino acids. The record is from RefSeq and is a predicted model, not a curated record. The transcript has 4 exons. Gene Ontology annotation, molecular function: protein binding.
AUGGAACAAUGUUUGAGAAUUCGAGUUGUUAUGGGUUUAGACAGGAUCAGUGAGUUUCCUGAAGAGUUGCUUCUAAAGAUAUUGUCUUUUCUUCCAACAAAAGAUGUCAUAGCCACGACUGUAUUGUCGAAACGAUGGAGGUCUCUUUGGAAGUUGGUACCAAAGCUCGAGUUCGAAUCUGAGAAUGAGGAGGAUAUAGCUAAAUUUGCAGAGAAAGUUGGCAGGUGUUUGCUUUCACACAAAGCUCCGGUUUUGGAGAGUUUGCAUCUCAAAGUUACUGAUGAGCAUGAAGAAACCAUAUGUGGUAUAAAUGUUGGAUUAUGGGUUGGAAUUGCGGUUGCACGCCAUGUGCGUGAGUUGGUGCUCGAUCUUUCUUUGUUUAAAAAUUCACUCAGAUUCCCAACUGUUGCUCUUUUUUGUGAUACACUUGAGGCCUUGAAACUCAAGUACUCGGUUCUUGUAGAUGUUCCUUCUCCAGUUUAUAUGAAGUCCCUCAGAACCUUGCACCUUGAUUCUGUGAAAUUCAAAGACAAUGACUCUAUUCAUAACUUUAUAUCUAGCUGUCCUAAUCUUGAAGAUUUGCUCAUACAUCGAGUUACCCUUAAGAAGGUGCUGAUUAUUGAAGCGCCAUCUUUAAAGAGACUAUCGAUUUCCGGUAAAAUUGGUGGCAAAGAAGAGGCUGGGGGAUAUGUGAUCAGCGCUCGGUCUUUGAAAUACUUGAAUAUUAGAAGGCUUUAUAACUGUAGGUGUUGUCUGAUUGAGAAUGCGCGAGUGUUAGUCAAGGCAACUGUUAGUAACGUUUCUUAUAUCGUUAAUGAGAAUAUUUUGGGAUCUCUCAAGUUAGCCAGACGUCUUUCCUUGGACUUGUCACCUUUGGAGAUUAAGUGUCCUACCAGAACUAGGUUUUAUAAUCUGGUAUAUCUAGAGAUGUCUACAAUUGAAGCGGAGUGGUGGAAUCUACUUAAGCUCAUGCUCGAAAGCUCUCCUCAACUACAAGUCCUUAAGCUUAUUGAUGAUGCAAGCAAAGAUGAUGAGGUUAGCGGGCAAUGGAGCGAGCCAAAGUACAUUCCUGAAUGUUUGUCUUGUUACCUGGAGACAUUUGUGUGGAUAAGAUACGAUUGGGAAAGAGAAGAAGAGAAAGAAGUGGCAAAGUACAUUCUAAGGAACGCAACAUUUUUGAAAAAGGCAACUUUCUCCACAAGACCCGUUGAACACCAAAAGAGUCUCCAGAUGCUCAACGAGUUAAAUAGUGUUGUCAGUAGUGCUUCAAAUUCAUGCCACAUUUUGUUUGAAUGA